AUGCUCCGAGACGGCGGCGGCGGCGCGACCAAUAAAGGCUCAGAAAAGUUUCCGCGUGAGGAAACUAACUUCGCGCGGGACUUCCGGCGUCGUCCUCGUGAGUUCUUUGGCGGCGGCCACGCCGAGGGUCCCCGCUCGGGUGAGCUGCGCGUUUCCCGGGCCUCACCGUCCUCCGAGACCCAAACCCUGAAGCCCCGCGUGCGGGCGCCGCUCCCGUCCUGCAGCCCGGAUCCCGGCGUCCGGGCCGGUGAGGCUCUGCUGCGCGUCCCUGGCCCCACCGUCCUCCGAGACCCAACCCCUGAAGCCCCGCGUGCGGGCGCCGCUCCCGUCCUGCUGCCCGGGACGGUUCCCAUGUCUGUGGAAGUGCUUAUGGAACCCAGACAGGGCAGUGUGACCUUUGAGGACGUGGCCGUGUACUUCUCCUGGGAGGAAUGGGAUCUCCUUGAUGAGGCUCAGAGACGCCUGCACCAGGAUGUGAUGCUGGAGAACUGGGCACUUAUAACCUCCUUCGGUGGUCGCCAUGAAGCGGAGUAUCAGGAGGCUCUUUCUGAGCAGAGACUUUCCGUACAAAGAGUGUCACACGUCAGGACUGCCAGUGCCAGUCUGACUCCCAAGAAGGCCUGGCCCUGUGAAAUGUGUGGUUCGAUCUUCAGUGACGUCUUGCAUGUGGCUGGGCACCAGGGAACACGUGACAAGCAGAAACUGCACGGGUGUGAGACGUGCGGGAAACAAUUAGAUGACAGCACAGAGCUUCACGAGAAGCAGCACUCCGGAGGGAGACUUUUCAGAAGCAACGGGGACAGAGCCUGGUUCGUGAAGAACUGUACGUGCCAUGUGUCAGGGAAGACACUUUUCUUUGGGGAGGUUGGGAAAGACUUCUUGACCAGCUCUGGAUUUUUCCAGCAACAGAGCACGUACAGCAGGGAGCAGUCAAACAGCGGAGCCAAGCACAUGGCCGCCUUGCAGAAGGGAGCAGCUCACCUGUUCUCAGCGACUCUCGACAGCUGGGGAGGCUGGACGAACUCCUUCGGCCGCAAACAUACGCUCAUUCAGCACCAGGCAGUCCUCACUACAGAAGGAUGUUUUAAGUCCAAGGUAUAUGAAAAAUCAUUUAGCAAAAGCUGCAGCCUCAGACAUCAGAGUGUUCACACUGGAGAAAAUAUUUUUGGAUCUGGGGAAUGUGGGAUAUUAUUUAACAAGUCCCAUGACAUUGAACGCUGGAGAGGAAACACCAAGGAAAGGCCUUACGAAUGUGCAGAGUGUGGGAAAUCAUUUACCCGAAACUCCCACCUCGUUACACAUAAGCGAGUUCACACUGGCGAAAGACCUUAUGAGUGUGGUGAAUGUGGGAAGUCUUUUAGGUACAAGUCCAACCUCACUGUACACCAGAGAAUUCACAAUAAACAAAGGCCUUACGAGUGUGGUGAGUGUGGCAUUUCCUUUAGCCAAAACGUCAGCCUCAUUUUCCACCAGAGAGUUCACACCGGAGAAAGCCCUCAUCAGUACAGUGAAUGUGGAAAAUUCUUCAAGCAAAGCUCUAGCAUCAGUUUACGUCGAAAAGUUCACACUAGACAAAGUCCUAUUGAGUGCAGCGAAUGUGGAAAAACCUUUAGCUGCAAAUCUAACCUCACUAAGCACCUGAGAGUUCACACUGGAGAAAAGCCUUAUGAAUGUGGGCAAUGUGGAAAGUCCUUUAGCCAAAGCUCGAGUCUCACUCAACACCAGAGAGUUCACACUGGAAAAAGGCCUUAUAAGUGCAGUGAAUGUGGGAAAUCCUUUGCUGCAAACUCCAAUUUUAUUAAACACAGGAGAGUUCACACUGGACGAAGACCUUACGUAUGCAGUGAAUGUGGAAAGCCAUUUCGCCAGAUCUCUGCCUUCCAUUAUCAUCAGAGAGUUCACACUGGAGAAAGGCCCUAUGAGUGCAUUGAAUGUGGGAAAUCCUUUGCUGCAAACCUCAGCCUCAUUAACCAUAAGAGAGUUCACACUAGAGAAAGGCUUUAUAAGUGAAGCAGAUGUGAGAAAUGCUUUAGCUAAAGCUCUGUGUUCCUUCGCCAUCAGUAGUUCACACCGCGCCAAGAACUAAUCAGUGCAGUGAAUGAAAAAUCCUUUGUUCUAAAUCCAGACUUAUUGACAUGAUGAAUGUAGUGAAUAUUGGACAUCCUUUAGCUACAACUCCAGUGUACUAAAACAAUGCGAUGUUCACACUGGACAGCGGCCUUAUUUCUAUGGGGAAUGUGCGAAAUUCUGUAGCCAAAACUGGUCUCAAGACAUAUCAGAGUUCACACUGAAGAAAGGCCUUUAGCUUUAUCAUUGGAAACCGCAAAGGUCACAUGGGAACAACAGGUUAGAUGUGUAAGAAAUGUGUUAUUUCUAUGGUAUAACCCUAGGGUGAUCCCUUGUGAGUGUGCCAUCUGCUUGAAUUGAACCUCAUACAUCUGAACACCCACAUAAAUUCCAGGUAUGUGGGAACUGCCUUGCACUUUUUAAAUGCCCGGGGCCAUUGCCAGAUUUCUGUCACUGCCAGUUCUGCAGCAGAAGCCUUCUCACCUCUACCACUUGGCUGCUGCCCACAGUGUGCGUCACUCACCCACCUCAUUGCGCCCAGGGAAGGAAACCUCACUAUCUCCGUUCACAGGAAGGAUUUUUGGGAAGCCUGAGCACUCAUUUCUUCUUUUUUGAUAAGUUAGGCCAUGGACAUGGCCCAUUUUUGGCUCAGGACUCUGCCGAUGACUUGCAAAGAUGGAUGACCUUAUUCAGGAAUACCAUUGGUCUCAUGUGGCUAAUGUGGAGUGUUUCAUCCUCUAGUCGUGAGUCUGAGACCAGCCUACCUCAUCGUACUGGUUCGUGUGACAAUGAAGGCAGGCCGCAUUGUUCGUGCUCAUUUAAUCCUGGAACUCUCGAUGUGGUGGUUGGAAAACAAGUGCUUUCUGCUAACAUGAGGACAUGAGCACUUUUUGUUGGCAUCCCAAACUUUGCCUCAGAGGGAACGAUGUGAUGGCUCAGAGAAUGUAGCUGUCUCUGCAGUUUUGGCCUAGUUUCCAUUGCUGCCCAAGCCUCAUUUGUAACCCAAAUGCCAUGUUUUGUGGGUUCAGAGGUCAGCCUGUGGAGGAGACAGUUGUGGCAACUUCUGUUACUUCACCAGCAACAUGGAAUUGUUCUCUCGUUCAUAGUGGGUGUUGCAUUGUGCUCAGUACUAAUGAGGAAGUCUGUUUCCAGGGUCCUCAGAGGGGCCAUGGGCCCUGGUGUCCCUAAUUCCCUAGGGUAGUGUGACUGGUUGUAAGAUUAUGGGGUGACUCAUACUUGUUACCGAAACAGUGGAUUUCUGGGAAGUGGAGGAAGGAGACCAUAGAAAAUUAGUUGGCCUGCCCCUCUUUUAAAGGGGCGUCCACAGUGUUCAGCCACUACGGCUGUGAGGACGAGCAGGCUCAGGAAUUCUCGCAUCCUCUAGAGCUGUGUGUGUGUGUAGCUGAGUGGCCCUGUCAGAAAAUAAAGGUGUCAUGGAUUCCCAUGGCCGCUGGGCUUUUUAUCUCAAGACCAUUACUGCACAGGCAGAUCUUUGAGGAGGAGGAAGAAUGCUUCGUCCAGCUCUGGCUUUGUGACCAGCCUGCAUUCCUGUCGAAUCAGGUGGAACAGUCUUUAUGGCUUGCCAGUGUUUGCUGCCAGCGAGGCGAGACACCUGUGCCAGGCAUGAGGAAGGAGAUGGUGGUGUCAGUACUGUGUCGCCAAACUUGAUUUCCCAAAAACAGAAUUCUAGGUUUCUCUUUUGAACCACGUUUUAAAGCAUCAAGAAGGUAUAAACCAUGUGCAAUAAAUGGAAUAUAUUUAAAUUGUUCAACUUAGGAAAUUUGCACAUUCAUAUAAACUCGUGAAUGCUUUAUCACAGUCAUGAUCAUGAGUUUAUGCAUCACCCAGAUUUACCUCCUGCCCUCCAGUCAGCCAUUGAUUCACUUUCCUUCACAGGAGAGUUUACGUUUUCUAGAAUUUCAUAUGAUUGAAGUCAUAAAAUGUUUAUUUUUCCUCCUGGGUACCUUCAUGCAGCGUAUUUAUUUGAGAUUCAUUAAUGAUGAUUUUGUGAGUAGUUUGUGCUUUUCGUAUUGUUGAAAAGUAUGAUGAACUACUGUUUGUUUACUCGUUCAUCUGCCUGUGGACAUUUGUUUCCAGUUUUUGGCUAUUGCAAAUAAACUACAUAGAUUUUAAA
Pteropus alecto (black flying fox) is the source of this 4201-nucleotide messenger RNA. Its product is annotated as zinc finger protein 154-like. Bases 1 to 2010 code for a protein of 669 amino acids. Gene Ontology annotation, biological process: regulation of DNA-templated transcription. The record is from RefSeq and is a predicted model, not a curated record. The transcript has 5 exons. NCBI's taxonomy places the organism in Eukaryota, Metazoa, Chordata, Mammalia, Chiroptera, Pteropodidae.